AUGGCUCACCAUAAUGAAGACGAAGGGUCUAUUGGGACUUCCAUGCAUGGAGUCACGGCGAGGGAACAAGUUUUCUCCUUCUCUGUCCAAGGAGAAGAUGAUGGCCCGUCAUCCCAUACCGUCCGUUUUGAUGAUCCAACAGCUAAGUUUGCCCUGCCGGUUGACUCAGAACACAGGGCAACAGCGUUCAAACCAUUUUCAUUUGCGAAGCCACACAUGAGAGCUUUCCACUUAGGAUGGAUCUCUUUCUUCACUUGCUUUAUAUCCACCUUUGCCGCCGCACCUCUGGUUCCUAUCAUCAGAGAUAACCUCGAUUUGACCAAAAGUGAUAUUGGAAAAGCAGGAGUCGCUUCCGUUUCCGGUGCCAUUUUCUCAAGGCUCGCUAUGGGAGCUGUUUGUGACUUGCUCGGGGCUAGGUACGGAACGGCGUUUCUGCUAAUGCUAUCCGCCCCAACAGUGUUUAGCAUAUCCUUUGUAUCUGAUGCUGGUGGCUACUUAUCCGUCCGGUUCAUGAUUGGUUUUUGUCUAGCCACGUUUGUGUCUUGUCAGUACUGGACCAGCGUGAUGUUCAACGGUAAGAUCAUUGGACUCGUCAAUGGAUGUGCUGGUGGCUGGGGAGACAUGGGAGGAGGCGUAACUCAGCUACUCAUGCCGAUGGUUUUCCACGUCAUCAAACUCGCUGGAGCCACUCCCUUCACGGCCUGGAGGAUUGCGUUCUUCAUUCCCGGAUUUCUUCAGGUCAUCAUGGGUAUUCUUGUGCUCACUCUUGGACAAGAUCUUCCUGAUGGAAACCUUAGUACUCUACAGAAGAGAGGAGAGGUUUCCAAAGACAAAUUCACCAAGGUGUUUUGGUAUGCUGUUUUGAACUAUAGAACAUACGUUUUGUUCCUUCUCUAUGGAUUUUCCAUGGGAAUCGAAAUGACCAUCAACAAUGUCAUCUCCGAGUAUUUCUUCGACAGGUUUCAGCUUGAACUACACACUGCUGGUAUGAUAGCAGCCAGCUUUGGUAUGGCUAACUUCUUCGCUCGUCCGCUUGGUGGAUACGCAUCUGACAUUUCUGCUAGGUUUUUCGGUAUGAGAGGGCGGUUAUGGACCCUUUGGAUCUUACAAACUUCUGGUGGUAUUUUCUGUGUUUGGCUCGGCCGUGCUACUUCACUUCCUAUAGCUAUUUUAUCCAUGAUGCUCUUCUCCGUGGGCGUGCAAGCAGCUUGUGGGGCCAUCUUCGGCAUCGUUCCUUUUGUCUCCCGCCGCUCUCUAGGGCUAAUAUCUGGAUUGACCGGCGCAGGAGGAAAUUUUGGGUCGGGGCUAACUCAAUUGAUCUUUUUCUCUUCAUCCAGAUUCCAUACUGCCGAUGGUUUGUCGCUGAUGGGAAUCAUGGGGAUGAUUUUUACACUUUUAGUUGCGUUUAUACAUUUUCCGCAAUGGGGAAGUAUGUUUUUUGGACCAACAAGUGACGAGAAAAAAUCAAAGGAAGAGCAUUAUUAUGCGGCGGAGUGGACUGAGGAAGAGAAACGGCAAGGAUUGCAUGAAGGUAGCCUUAAAUUUGCAGAAAAUUGUCGAUCUGAAAGAGGCAGAAAGGCGGCUUCAGACGGAUCCUCCCCCUCCACGCCGCCUGAAAAUGGAAAUCCGGCUCAUGUUUAA
Brassica oleracea var. oleracea is the source of this 1641-nucleotide messenger RNA. RefSeq names its product high affinity nitrate transporter 2.6-like. The transcript is spliced from 4 exons. Gene Ontology annotation, cellular component: plasma membrane; plant-type vacuole membrane. Gene Ontology annotation, molecular function: nitrate transmembrane transporter activity. Lineage: Eukaryota; Viridiplantae; Streptophyta; Magnoliopsida; Brassicales; Brassicaceae. The record is from RefSeq and is a predicted model, not a curated record. The coding region runs from base 1 to 1641 and encodes 546 amino acids. Gene Ontology annotation, biological process: nitrate transmembrane transport; cellular response to nitrate.